Messenger RNA from Brienomyrus brachyistius, 2628 nucleotides. RefSeq lists its product as uncharacterized. The transcript has 11 exons. NCBI's taxonomy places the organism in Eukaryota, Metazoa, Chordata, Actinopteri, Osteoglossiformes, Mormyridae. The record is from RefSeq and is a predicted model, not a curated record. The coding region runs from base 1535 to 2530 and encodes 331 amino acids. Gene Ontology annotation, molecular function: protein binding.
GCAUAGGUCACAUUUAAGGACAUUUUCCUGAAUACACACCAGUUAACUGGGGACCUCUUGGCAAAUGGGGACCAAAAACCACGUCCUCAUUUGUUUAGCUAUACUAUCAUGUUCAGUAUGCUAAAAAACAUCACUGGCCAAAAAAUUUCACGUGUCCCGAAAAAUGACAAAGACCUGAUUUGUGUACCAAAAGUGUGUGUGCCUCCCCCCCAGAGUGUGUAAAACGCAGCGCCCCAACAGGAAUUCAUGUGAACUGCACUUCCUUACUCUACGCACACAUUUUGAUCAGGUGAUCCAAACAAACCAAUGAAAAUCUACUUUUUUGAUUGGAUGAUCUAAACCAAUGAAAUUUUACUUUUGUACUGGAGGAAGCUUUAGGCUAAUAUUUAGCAUAACGUAAAUAUAUACAGCAUAUUUACACAUUGCUAGCAUGCCCUGGUAAUAUUAUUUCUAUCACGCAGUAAAAGUACAUCAAUAAAUAUAACAGUUUAAUAUAACUGUAGCAUGCCAACCAUAAACAUUCUGAUAAAGUACAAAAAUAAGGAACAGUAUUAGCAAAUUUACCUACGCCGAUUUAUACUUAUUUGUAAUGUUAGCAAUCACUACCAUGUAGUCUUCUUAGCAAACCACAUUCAGAUAAAACAGAAAAUUAAAAGCAACAUAUAGCAAAUAUGACUCUAAUAAUUCCAUGUAACAGGUCACCACGCAUACAUAGUAAGUGUAAGAAAGUAAGAGUAAGAAAAAUAAGGAGCACUAUAUAACAAAUACGACUAUGCUAAUUCCAUAUAUCAGGUUGCUAGAACCGCUAACAUGUAGCGUGCUUGGCAAACUACAUUCUGAUAUAUUAUAAAAUAAGGAGCAAUAUAUGGCUAAUAUUAAUAUGCUAAUUCCAUGUAUCAAGCCACUACAUAUAACGCUAGCAUGUAUUAUGCGUACUAAACAUUCUGAAAGCAAAAUAAAUGUUUAUAAUACUACCUGUUUUAAGUGGAAGUCCUAUAAUUUUAAAUAGUUCUUUCGGCCGUCAUAUAUAAUACAUGUGCAAUAACAAGCGCGGAGGAAUAUUUAUGUCACACUGCGCAGUUAACAAGUGGACUAAGUGGAUUUUGCGGCUAUAAUUUGGAAAGACGUCACUUUCGCGGGGAAACAUCGGAGGAAGGAUUUCGCGCCAACAGAAUGAACUCCAUUAGGAGAAAAAGAUGUCAUCCAUUGCAGGAUGUCAAGUUGCAUAUCAGAUUAAAGUCUGAUAAGGCUGUGAUUGAAGAGCGUUAUAUUAAUGUUUAUAAAGGAAGAGGAGUGUUCAGCACGGUGGACAUUUGCAAAGGAGAUUUUGUAGUAGAAUAUAGGUGUGAACUGUUGUCGGAGAAAGAGAGUUUUGAACGAAAGAAUGGAUAUAGUGAGGCUAAAAGUGUUUUUCUCUAUGAUUUCCAAUGGAAAGGGAAGAACUGGUGUAUAGACGCAUCUCAAGAGGACAAGUCUUUAAGGAGGCUUGUCAAUGAUGAGCACAGGAAUCCAAACUGUCGAAUGAAAGUAGUAGAUGUUGAAGGAAGUCCACAUCUUUGUCUCUUUGCUGUUAGAGACAUUUUGUCAGGAGAAGAGAUUAAUUAUAAUUAUGGAGAUUCAGAUUGGCCUUGGAGAAGACAGGUAUUUAGGUUUCCUCUUUUUUGCUUAUUUUGGCAUUUUUACAACAUUUCAUAUAUUACUGUUUGCAAGAGUUGCUCACAGUGUGAUAAUGGGUUGCAUAGGAACAAAUUCAUUUUACUGUUUUGUUCUAAAUAGCUCUAAAUUAAAACACAGUAAUGCCAUUUUAAAGGUGGCUGUAUCAUCCCCACCAAAAGAGAAAAGUGUCCAGAAUGACAGCCAGAUACCCCAGUUGGAGUCUGGCUACAUAGAGGCAAUGGAUGACUCGCACGCCAAAAAAAAUAAGUCGCUAAUGGACAAACAAAUGACCCAGGCUAGUGACAGUUUUGGUGAAGUUAUGACUGCGGAGAGAAAACGGAAGACCUCUGUAGUGGCUGUAUCAUCCCCACCAAAAGAGAAAAGUGUCCAGAAUGACAGCCAGAUACCCCAGUUGGAGUCUGGCUACAUAGAGGCAAUGGAUGACUCGCACGCCAAAAAAAAUAAGUCGCUAAUGGACAAACAAAUGACCCAGACUAGUGACAGUUUUGGUGAAGUUAUGACUGUGGAGAGAAAACGGAAGUCCUUUAUGGCACGAUUACAGAAACUGAAAAGGCACCAUAACAAAUGUCUAGAACACUAUGUGAUGGAAGACAAUGAACGAAGGAGACUUGAAAAAGAACGGACCUUGCUAUUGUGUAAAGUUAGUCAGAUUAAUGAAAAGCUUGAAUCUGGAUCUGGAUUACCUUCUGCCUCUGAUGAAUUUGGUCACCUAUCAGCUGAUCAAGUGGAGGAGACUGUGAUGAACACUUACAGUUCAUCAGAUGUUUCUGAAUACACUGACUAUAGUGAUGUAGACUAUGUGCCAGAUAGCGACGGAAGUCAUUUGAAAUGUAUAUUCUUAUGUCUUGUUUAAUGAAAGAUGCCAAUUUAUACCUGUGUGUAUAUAUGUAUACCUACAUAUGUACAUAUAGGAUGGAAAAAACAAUAAAUAAAAGUUCUUGUUAGUCACAA